Molecule: messenger RNA, 4807 nt
Organism: Perognathus longimembris pacificus (Pacific pocket mouse)
Lineage: Eukaryota; Metazoa; Chordata; Mammalia; Rodentia; Heteromyidae
Gene: Gls
Product: glutaminase
Exons: 18
Coding region: 234-2243 (669 amino acids)
Biological process (GO): L-glutamine catabolic process
Molecular function (GO): glutaminase activity; protein binding
Source: RefSeq, a predicted model, not a curated record
CGUCCGCCUCAGUGCGGAGCCCUCGGCGGUGUGAGGAGCUGCUACCGGCGGCGGCAGCCUCAGUGUCGGCGGCGGCUGUGGUUGCUGGAACCGUAGCCUCACCACACUCAACGCCGCUGACCUCUCUUCCCGUCCUCUCGUCGUCCCUCCGGUAGCUGCGUUCGGAGACCAGAGCGGCCACCCACGCCCGGAGCAUCCUCCCCAGUCGUGCGGGCGCCGACGGACGCGGAGGCAUGAUGCGGCUGCGAGGCUCGGCGAUGCUGCGGGACCUGCUCCUGCGGCCGCCCGCUCCGGUCAGCGCGGCUCUGAGGCGGGCGCAACCCCUGGCGACGCUGUGCCGGCGCCCCCCGGGCGGGGGCCGGUCGGCUGCGGGCCUGGCGGCCGCCGCGCGACUCCACCCGUGGUGGGGCGGGGGCGGCCGGCCGGCGGGGCCCCUCGCCGGGGGCCUGUCCAGCUCUCCCUCGGAGAUUCUGCAGGAGCUGGGCAAGGGGAGCCCUCAGCCGCAGGCCGGGGCGUCGCCACCCGCAGCCCCGCCGGCGCCCGCUCCCAAGGACAGCGCCGGGGAGACGGACGCGUUCGGCAACAGCGAGGGCAAAGAGCUGGCGGCCGCGGGUGAAAAUAAAAUAAAGCAGGGUCUGUUACCUAGCUUGGAAGAUUUGCUGUUCUAUACAAUUGCUGAAGGACAAGAAAAAAUACCUGUUCAUAAAUUUAUUACAGCACUCAAAUCUACAGGAUUGCGAACGUCUGAUCCCAGGUUGAAAGAGUGUAUGGAUAUGUUAAGAUUAACUCUUCAAACAACAUCAGAUGGUGUCAUGCUAGACAAAGAUCUUUUUAAAAAAUGUGUUCAAAGCAACAUUGUUUUGUUGACACAAGCCUUUAGAAGAAAGUUUGUCAUACCUGACUUUAUGUCUUUUACCUCACAUAUUGAUGAGCUAUAUGAAAGUGCUAAAAAGCAGUCUGGAGGAAAGGUUGCAGAUUAUAUUCCUCAGUUGGCCAAAUUCAGUCCUGAUUUGUGGGGUGUGUCUGUUUGUACAGUAGAUGGACAGAGGCAUUCUAUUGGAGAUACCAAAGUUCCAUUUUGCCUUCAGUCAUGUGUAAAACCUUUGAAAUAUGCCAUUGCUGUUAAUGAUCUGGGAACUGAGUAUGUACAUCGAUAUGUUGGGAAAGAGCCAAGUGGAUUAAGAUUCAACAAACUGUUUUUGAAUGAAGAUGACAAACCACACAAUCCUAUGGUAAAUGCUGGAGCAAUAGUUGUGACUUCAUUAAUAAAGCAAGGAGUAAACAAUGCUGAAAAAUUUGACUACGUGAUGCAGUUUUUGAAUAAGAUGGCUGGUAAUGAAUAUGUUGGAUUCAGUAAUGCAACGUUUCAGUCUGAAAGAGAAAGUGGAGAUCGAAAUUUUGCCAUAGGAUAUUACUUAAAAGAAAAGAAGUGUUUUCCAGAAGGCACAGACAUGGUUGGUAUACUAGAUUUCUAUUUCCAGCUAUGCUCCAUUGAAGUGACUUGUGAGUCAGCUAGUGUGAUGGCUGCAACAUUGGCUAAUGGUGGCUUCUGCCCAAUUACUGGUGAAAGAGUCCUGAGUCCUGAAGCAGUUCGCAAUACACUGAGUUUGAUGCAUUCCUGUGGCAUGUAUGACUUUUCAGGGCAGUUUGCUUUCCAUGUUGGUCUUCCUGCAAAAUCUGGAGUUGCUGGGGGCAUUCUUUUGGUUGUCCCCAACGUCAUGGGCAUGAUGUGCUGGUCUCCUCCUUUGGACAAGAUGGGCAACAGUGUUAAGGGAAUUCACUUUUGUCAUGAUCUUGUUUCUCUGUGUAAUUUCCACAACUAUGAUAAUUUGAGACACUUCGCAAAAAAACUUGAUCCUCGAAGAGAAGGUGGUGAUCAAAGGGUCAAGUCAGUGAUAAACCUUUUGUUUGCUGCAUAUACUGGCGAUGUGUCUGCCCUUCGAAGAUUUGCUUUGUCAGCUAUGGACAUGGAACAGAGAGACUAUGAUUCUAGAACAGCACUCCAUGUAGCUGCUGCAGAGGGUCAUGUGGAAGUGGUUAAGUUUUUGCUGGAAGCUUGCAAAGUAAAUCCUUUCCCCAAGGACAGGUGGAACAAUACCCCCAUGGAUGAAGCGCUGCACUUUGGACACCAUGAUGUAUUUAAAAUCCUCCAGGAAUACCAAGUCCAGUACACACCUCAAGGAGAUUCUGACAAUGGAAAGGAAAAUCAAACUGUCCAUAAGAAUCUUGAUGGAUUGUUAUAAUGGUCUUAAAUUCCAAGACGUAAAUCACUUAUCUAUUUAAUUGUGGAAAAUGGUUAUGAAGAACGUGUGUAUCUAUCUGGUAGUGAUGUAUAUUUUACCCUUGUCAUUUCAGUGUUACUGGACCUUUCUUCAUUGUGCACACAGGACAAAUCUGAUUUCUUUGGGGUAAAAAUAGAAAUAAAACAAUCUCCCUCCAUAAUGUGAGAAAUAUUUACCUCGUGCAUUGUAUAAUUGGGUGUAGAAGAAAUAGUUAUCAAUCCUAGCAUAUAACUGUGUGAUCUCCAUGACUUGUGUGUUUUAUGAAUUUUCAAUUUAGUGAUCUGCUGGUAUGAAUUUGUAAAUUAAGCUGUUGUACAGUCUUUCCACAGGGGUUGAGACUGUUUUUAGAAGCAAACUGUGUGAUUUUCAGGACUUCUAACAUAGAUUUAGUCUGAAUGUUUGAACAGUUAUAUGCACUUAUGGUUGAGUGUUUAAAAUGUCUAUUACAAUCCUCACUUAACAGUGUGACUCUUUAAAAUUCUAAUAGUUAACAGCUGUUAAUAGAAUAAGCCAAUUCUGAUUAGAUUUUAUCAGGGAAUCUGUUUAAGAUAUGUUUGGUGACCAAAACAUAUGUGUGAUAUAGUUAUACUUUUGAAAUUUUUUCCUUUUUCUAUAUCCCUUUAGUCCAGCCUCUUUUCUCCGUUGUUUCACUAUCUGCCUCUUCCCUUUAGCUGGGAAAAUGAGUGCUGGCAUACUAUGCAGUUUUCAUGUUUCCACUGUAAGUCAGAAAAUGCCUCACAUUUCUGGCAUGAAAGCUAGAACUUUGCCAUUUGUCUACAGGAGAUGAACCAGACAUUAAGUUACUAAAUAUAAAUUAGCCAAAUUCAUCAGUCUCAAGAAUGAAGGUAUGUACUACUACAGUUCUGUUAGAAGUUAAUUUUCAGCUUCUAGGAAAAGACCAAACUUAAAAAACUUCAAGCUACCAGUUACUGAGAUGUUAUGGGAACUGCUACAAACAACCUGUUUCUAAACUCAUUAAAAGUCUGGACCAAGGUAUUUGUCCUCUUUGGGAAUCCUGGAUUGCUCCAGAUACCUUCAAAUAUUCUACUGUAUAGUUUUGGUAUGCUCCAUAGUUCAUUAAUAAGAAAAGGCCAUUUUAUUUAAAAUUGAGGCUCACCAUUUUCUUGUCUUGGGGAAGUAACUCAUGAUUAAUUUAGAAAUGCAAUUCAGAAAGGAAAGAGCAGAAUUUUCUAGGAACUGACCUUAGUUUAUCCUGUUAUUCCUUGGAGGAGAUAAAAGGUAUGUUAGGAUUUAUGAUACUAAGCACAUAUGCACACACAUGCACGCAAGAGCACACACACAUACACACACACGCACACACGCAUGCACAAAUGGACUUCUUUGAAGCUGCAUUUUAUGAAAUGAGCAAAAUUUGCAACUCCACAUAUGCUACUACAUUAAUGUGGCAAUUUCCUUUUCCCCCAUCAGCACAAACUGCUGCUUGCAACUUUUAUUAUAUGUUUGAUGGCAACUCAUUCAUACCAGCAGCCUCCAGAUACUUUGAUUUUUGCUUUUAGUCUGAGUGCUUCUGCCAUUCCCAGGCCAGCACUUGUGGUGAAACCAUGGCCAGGGUUCCUUAGCAGCACCAGGCACCAAUCAAGCUGUUCCCAAGGAACACACAUAGGGUAAGAGGAGGAUGGUGGGUAGGUAACUAGUUCUGUGGCUGUGCCCCUCCCACACAGACCUGUCAAGCCAUGUGGGCAGGUGGUACUUGCAAAUAAGGAGUACCAUCAACCCAAAAGGUGUUAGAUGAUAGACAUGUCCCAAUUAAAGUCAAUUGAGGUAACUGCUCAAACAGCAGCUUUGUGAUUAAAAUGAAACAUUACAGUGGUUCAGUUGUGUGGCUUUUAAUUAAAUGAUUUGUAGCUUUUGGCUCAAUGAUUUUGAGGCUUUUCUCUAAUAAUAAGAGGUUCUGACUAUUAUUUGGGAACAAAAAAGAGUUCUCUUAUUUUGUAAGAUCAAAAUGUUUUGUAGAAUCUUUGUGGUUUAGUUAAAUAUGCCCUUAUUUACCCAAAAUGUUAUUUAUGACUGUGUGCUUGGUCUUGAGCUGACCCUUUGCUAUUGGCCGGUAAUGAGAACAUUUGGUGUAAAUGCUUAUUGACUGUGCUGUCAACCACUAUCAUGGGUAAACUCCAAAGACCUUUUUGUUUUGGCUUUAAGACCAUAUGAUUUUUCUGUAGCACCGAGAGCUUUAGAAGGUCAUGUUGAUUUCAGGCUGUGUCCACACUGUUGUUUUGCUGAUGUUGGUUCUAAUGGCCCUAUUUUGGGUGAUAUGCUGUACCUCUGCUGCUCACACUGCCCUUGAGCUGUGACACAGCAGGAUUUGCUAUUGCUAUUGUCUGUCUGGAAGGGACUGAAUGACCGUGAGGUCAUUACACAGCUAUGAAUGUAUUUGCUUCCAACAUCUCCCAAAGUGAAUCUAAUCUUAAAACUAUACAUUGUAAGUAUUCUGAAAUUGGAAAACGUUUAUUUUAAAUAAAAUUAGGUAAUGUUGCUUUUUAAGCAUAAUAAAUACAUGUAUCAAA